Messenger RNA from Brassicogethes aeneus, 1068 nucleotides. The record is from the annotation of a GenBank genome assembly. NCBI's taxonomy places the organism in Eukaryota, Metazoa, Arthropoda, Insecta, Coleoptera, Nitidulidae.
AUGGAUUUUAAGUUAAUUGUUGCAAUUUUUUUAUCUAGUGUUUAUGUAGUUUACAGUCAAACUACACAAAAUAUUAAUGUAUUAUUUGUCAAUGAAGAAGGUAACACCAUAGCUGAUAAGGCAGUCGAAGUUGCCGUAAAUUAUAUAAAGAAAAACAGCAAACUUGGUGUUAGCGCUGAACCUAGAAAAGUUGUUGGUAACCGUACAGACAGCACAGGACUUUUAGAAUUACUAUGCAGUACAUACAACGAUAUGUUGGAGAAAAACAUCCCACCCCAUUUGGUCUUGGACACGACCAAAACGGGAUUAGCAUCCGAAACAGUGAAAUCGUUCACAUCAGCGUUAGGUUUGCCGACUAUAAGUGCUUCCUUCGGCCAGGAAGGCGACUUAAGGCAAUGGAGAAACAUCGAUGAAAACGAAAAACAGUACCUCAUACAAAUAAUACCGCCGGCAGAUAUGAUACCCGAAAUGAUACGAACUAUUGUUAUCAAUCAGAACAUCACCAAUGCUGCUAUCCUUUUUGAUGAUUCAUUUGUUAUGGAUCACAAGUACAAAUCUUUGCUUCAAAACGUCGCGACCAGACACAUCAUCACACCCAUCAAAGACAACAUCCAAGAGCAGUUGCAAAGUCUUUACAAGUUGGACCUUGUCAACUACUUUAUUCUGGGAAGCUUGGCGAAUAUCAGAAAAGUUCUGGAUGGUGCCGAUAACGCGCAGUUUUUCAACCGGAAAUUCGCCUGGCACGUCAUUACACAGGAUAAAGGGGAUGUUAAGUGUCAAUGCAGAAAUGCCACCAUAAUGUUUGCAAAGCCCGUUAUAGACGCCAAAUACCAAGAUCGAUUGGGGUCGAUUAAAACUUCGUAUCAAUUGAACGCAGAUCCGGAAAUUGCGGCGGCUUUUUAUUUUGAUCUUGCUUUGCAUUCUUUUCUAACGAUCAAGGACAUGAUAGGUGAAGGGGCAUGGAAGAGAAACAACGUGACAAACUACGUGACGUGUGAUGAAUAUGAUGGAAAAAACUCACCCAAAAGACGCGGACUUGACUUAAAAAAAUACUUCAACAAAGUCUGA